ACGGCGCUGAUGAUGAACGCGCUCACGCGAUGUCCCGGCCUGUAUUGCGGCAGGGAGCUCCUGCCAGACGGGAAUUGGAGCGAUUGCGGCGCCUGUCCGCGCGGCUUUCGCGCCAAUGCCUCGUCGGCGUGCGUGCCCUGCGACGACACGCCGAUAUUCUACGACUGGCUUUAUCUCGGCUUCAUGGCUCUGCUGGCCCUGGUGCUGCAUUGGUUUUCCAUCGACAUGGUCUCCAUGCGUCGGAACAUACCCAAAGAGGUGAUAGUUCUGCACCUGUCUGCAUUGCUCGAGGUAGUACUGGCAUCUCUCAUAGUACUGCAAGUGACAGAGCCCAUUGGAGAGUUCACCAUAAAAUCGUGCAAGGCGAAAAGACUGUCGGAUUGGUACACGUUACUGCACAAUCCCAGUCCCAAUUAUGAAGCGACCCUACAUUGCACGCAGGAGGCAGUUUAUCCCUUGUACACCAUGGUUUUUGUCUUCUAUGCUUUAGGUAUAAUCCUUAUGUUACUAAUAAGGCCAAUAAUAGCCAAGAAAUUCAUGCCGAAACAAGGCAAGUUCUCCAUUUACGCCGCGUUGUACUUCUACCCAAUCCUUGCGCUGCUUCAUGCCGUGGGUGGAGGUCUCAUAUAUUAUUCUUUUCCCUAUAUUACUAUCAUCCUGUCGGUUUUGUCAAAUGCGGCGCACUUUGCAUUCAAGUUGAACCAAACGAUGAAAUCGCUAUUACUGAGCUCCGUCUCAGACAUAAAGAACGUGAUAGUCAUCCUGGGCCAUUGGUUGUUACAUGGAUAUGGAGUGAUUGCGGUGGCGACUCUUCGUGGACUUAGCAUUCAUCCCGUAAUGUUGACCCUAGUUCCAUUACCUGCAUUGUUUUAUAUUCUAACAGCGAGAUUUACCGAUCCCCAUAAGCUCCACAUUGAAUAAGCUUUCAGAGUACUACCUGGCGUAUCGAAUACUUUACAUGUCAUCUUAACAUAAUUCAUUAAAGUGUUUACAUUAAGCUUUAUUACGCAAAAGUUUAUUGUAUGCAAUUAUAUAGGAUAUCUUUUAAUAAAGAUUUGGUUGUUAAU
Messenger RNA from Ooceraea biroi (clonal raider ant), 1067 nucleotides. Its product is annotated as JNK1/MAPK8-associated membrane protein. Gene Ontology annotation, cellular component: membrane. Gene Ontology annotation, biological process: response to unfolded protein; ERAD pathway. Gene Ontology annotation, molecular function: ubiquitin protein ligase binding. The record is from RefSeq and is a predicted model, not a curated record. Lineage: Eukaryota; Metazoa; Arthropoda; Insecta; Hymenoptera; Formicidae.